Canis lupus familiaris (dog) is the source of this 1437-nucleotide messenger RNA. It is a transcript of the gene MYOG, whose product is annotated as myogenin. NCBI's taxonomy places the organism in Eukaryota, Metazoa, Chordata, Mammalia, Carnivora, Canidae. Gene Ontology annotation, molecular function: DNA-binding transcription factor activity, RNA polymerase II-specific; protein dimerization activity; RNA polymerase II cis-regulatory region sequence-specific DNA binding. Gene Ontology annotation, biological process: positive regulation of myoblast differentiation; muscle organ development; positive regulation of transcription by RNA polymerase II. The record is from RefSeq and is a predicted model, not a curated record. The transcript is spliced from 3 exons. Bases 64 to 738 code for a protein of 224 amino acids.
AGUUGGCGUGAGGGGCUGUAGGAGCUUGGGGGCCGGUGGCAGGAGCAGGUCCUUUCCGACCCCAUGGAGCUCUAUGAGACGUCCCCCUACUUCUACCAGGAGCCCCACUUCUAUGACGGGGAGAGCUACCUGCCAGUCCACCUGCAGGCCUUCGAGCCGCCGGGCUACGAGCGGACUGAGCUCAGCCUGAGCCCCGAGGCCCGGGGGCCCCUCGAAGACAAGGGGUUGGGGACCCCCGAGCACUGCCUGGGCCAGUGCCUGCCGUGGGCGUGCAAGGUGUGUAAGAGGAAGUCGGUGUCGGUGGACCGGCGGCGCGCGGCCACGCUGAGGGAAAAGCGCAGGCUCAAGAAAGUGAACGAGGCCUUCGAGGCCCUGAAGAGGAGCACCCUGCUCAACCCCAACCAGCGGCUGCCCAAGGUGGAGAUCCUGCGCAGCGCCAUCCAGUACAUCGAGCGCCUGCAGGCCCUGCUCAGCUCCCUCAACCAGGAGGAGCGGGACCUCCGCUACCGGGGCGGGGGCGGGCCCCAGCCGGGGGUGCCCAGUGACUGCAGCUCCCACAGUGCCUCCUGCAGCCCCGAGUGGGGCAGCACCCUGGAGUUCGGCCCCAGCCCCGGGGACCACUUGCUCGCCACCGACCCCUCGGACGCCCACAACCUGCACUCUCUCACGUCCAUCGUGGACAGCAUCACGGUGGAAGACGUCUCUGCGGCCUUUCCGGAUGAAGCCAUGCCCAACUGAGGGCGCCCGUGAGCGUCCCCCCCUACCCCCCGCUGGCCGCAGACGCCUUCCUAAGCCGGGCUGUCCUGAUGCCAGAGAGCCAGCCCGGGGCUGCCAAGCGCCAGUCUCCCCCCCCCAUCCAUAUAAGGCCAAGUCACCGUCCCCCCAGAGGGGUGGCCGCUCUCCCAGCUGACUCCUGAGGGCAAGGAGCAGCCUGUCUCCAGGGAGAUAAGCAGGGACCAGAGGGCCCCUCGUGUGCCCCGUGUGUGCCCCAGGUCAGGGGCCAGACUCAGGAGCUCCCCUUUGUUCCUGAUGCUCCACCUCCUCCCUCGAUAGAGACUGCGAGAGGCGAGCUGGUCCUGACCAGGACGAGCUGUGCGCCUCCCGCGCUUGUCCCUCCCGAUGCCAGCGGCUGGGCUGGGCCUGCCCUGCACUGGGAGACAAGGGAGGGGGACGAUCCUGCUCCUGGGUCCCGGGGGGGUGGGGUGGGGCAAGCUUUGCAGUGAAUCCUGGGAAACUUCCAGUGGUUUCAUGUCUUGUGUUUGCGAUGCUGCCAUCUGACCAAGGUCUCCUGCGUACGAGUUGCCAGGGACAGGCAGGGAGGGGGGCAGGGGUCUUGGGUGAUUUCCUUUCUUAACUAAGCAUCGUGUGGUUUUGACAUUGUUUUGUAAUUUUUUUUGCUAACUUAUUUGGAUUUCUUUUUUAAAAAAUGAAUAAAGA